Messenger RNA from Impatiens glandulifera, 1167 nucleotides. Its product is annotated as histone-lysine N-methyltransferase ATX2-like. NCBI's taxonomy places the organism in Eukaryota, Viridiplantae, Streptophyta, Magnoliopsida, Ericales, Balsaminaceae. Gene Ontology annotation, biological process: regulation of transcription by RNA polymerase II. The transcript has 7 exons. Gene Ontology annotation, cellular component: nucleus. The record is from RefSeq and is a predicted model, not a curated record. Gene Ontology annotation, molecular function: transcription coregulator activity; double-stranded DNA binding. Bases 1 to 1167 code for a protein of 388 amino acids.
AUGAAAGGAAAUAUUCCUGAACUUUGUGACAAGAGAGAAGCGAGAGAGAAGAGGAUUAUAAGAAUUCCACAACGUUACCUUCCUUUUUCAGACCACUAUUCUUCGUCCACAUCUGCUGCUGCUGCUGGUAAAUCAAGCAGAUCUGUCCCCAAGAAGAAGAAGAAGAAGAAAGAUGAGAGAAGUCUGUCUCAAGAAGAACAGAGAUUGCCGCAGACUGGUGGUGGUUCAGAUGAAUUCAUGGCUGAGGCUAACCAUGAAGAAGCUGCUGCUGCUGCUGCUGCAUUUCCGAAGGUGGAAGCAGAGAAAGCUGCUGCUGUCGUACAAAAGAUGGAUAUGAGCACCCCCACGCCCAAUCCGCCUGUGCCUGUCAAGAACUGGGUCCGAUUGAUGUUCAAAAACAACCAGUAUUCUGAUUCCAACAAGCUUGUUGGAUUACAAUGCAAGAUUUAUUGGCCACUCGAUGACGCAUGGUAUACUGCUCGUCUGAAAGAGUACAAUACAGAAACUGGUUACCACCAUGUUUUGUAUGAUGAUGGUGAUGAAGAAGAUGUGCUCUUGAGGAGGUUGAAGAUCCAGUUUUUGAUAUCUGAAGAAGAGCUUCAACAACUAAGGUUGAGUCCUUACAGCAGCACUAUAGCCUCUGAUGACUUGAACCAAGUUCAAACCACCGGCCACAGUUUUGAUCACAGACAAGAGCUUAAACCGGGGGAUGUCACUUGGGCUAAGCUUGCUGGUCAUUCUGCAUGGCCAGCUCUUGUUCUUGAAGAAGAACUAGUGGCUGGUUGUAAAGGUCUUCGUAAGGGAAAGAAGGAUGGCCAGAAGUCCUACCCUGUUCAAUUCUUUGGCACACAUGAUCUGGCCCGGGUCAAGAUAACAGAGACAACUCCAUUUUAUACCGGAUUUGUUUCGUGCUUGCAUCACAAGUGCAAGAAACCGACUUUUGUCAGAGGUGUAGGAGAGGCUAAAUUAUAUCUAAGUGAGAAGAAGCUACCAGAAGAGAUGUUGCUAAUGCAAAGUGAUACUACUGAUGAGGAUGAAGUUUCUGAAGAUGCAAGUCAGGAGGAUGAUGAAGAAGAGGUAGAAGAAGAAGAAGAAGAAGGUGGAAGUGUUGAUUCAAAGGAUGAUGAGAAGAAGAAUGUCGAUGAAGAAAAUGAGGAUGAUAAUUAA